Molecule: messenger RNA, 3636 nt
Organism: Exophiala mesophila
Lineage: Eukaryota; Fungi; Ascomycota; Eurotiomycetes; Chaetothyriales; Herpotrichiellaceae
Exons: 8
Coding region: 1-3636 (1211 amino acids)
Molecular function (GO): protein binding
Source: RefSeq, a predicted model, not a curated record
AUGUUCUACAACGACAAGCUUGUCAAGAAUGAGAAGAAGAAGAUUGAUCUGAGCGGUGCCACCGGUCUGACUGCCAACUAUGCCGCGUUUCCAAAAGAAAAGACCUCAUGCGAGGAGCUGCAGAAUAUCGCAAGAAGUGGUAAGGAGAAAGCAUUGCUUCAGAAGAGUGAGACUCGAAAGAAAGUCGAAGGCGCUCUCACAAUCAUCUCCGAUUACUCGCUGGUCGUGGAUGUACUUAUACAACAUCACCCAGAUAUCACGGCCUUGGUGUGGGGAUCUUUCCGUUUCUUGUUAAUGAUUGUCGUCGCCGAGCUGGAGUUGGCUGCUGCGUUGGGCAAUGCUUUGGCCGACGUCGUACGAGUUGUGACUCGAUGCAAGGAGCAUCUAACGACCUUCGAGGGGUCCAAGAAUAUCUUCGAAGCUGUCACGGAGUUGUUUGCUUACAUACUGAAGCUACUGAUCAAAGCUACCCUGUAUUUCCUGAAGCCAACGGCCCUUCGCAUCCUGAUUGCCGGUCUCACUAGUAAAUCUAUCGCUUUUGAGAACUUGAGAGUACAGAUUGCAGAUUUGUCUCUGCGUUUAGACAGGGAAAUUGUAGUCUCCUCGGAAUCCAAGCAUGCAGAAUUCAGGAAGGCACAAACUGAUGCGGUCAAAGAAGCCAAGGCUGAAUAUGCCCUUCAGAACAGCUUUAGAGAAGCGAACAAGAAUGUGCCUGUGGAGAUCUCGGAGCAGACAAUGCUGAUCAAGCAGCUGCCCAAGGAGAAAGUCGAGGAAAUGAACACGCGGUUCGAGCGAAUCCUACGCUGGCUCCGAUACUCUGCCUCGACCAAGCCCUUCGCUCAAGAGUGGUCAGCAGGAACCUGCCGCUGGAUAUUUGAAUCAGCCGAAUACAAGCGCUGGGAAUCCGAGGGAAAUCACACACCUCUGUGGGUAUUUGGCAUUCCAGGCUGCGGCAAGACAGUGCUAGCACAUUACAUGGUACAUGCACGGAACGAUCUAGUCCUCGGGCAUUUUUACCAGAGGACAUUGCAAGACAGCCUCACCGCCUACAACCUGACGGCCGCCGUACUGGGUCAGAUCAUCUCUAGGGCAUAUCGCCAGCCAGACCACAACUUUCGACUCAUGAUCACAAGAAUGUGGAGAUUAUUUUCCCACUACGACACCAGUAAGGAUUGCCCCUUGGAUAGCCUCUGGGACUGCCUCGGCGACAUUCUUGAUCUACUGCCCAGGUACACGCUUGUAGUCGAUGGGAUUGACGAGUGCCACACCGAGAAGGAAGCAGUUCCAAUGCUCAAGCGCCUGGUGACAAUGGCCUCCAAGGCCAAUUCUCGUGUAGUUAUCUUGUCUCGCGAGCAUCACUUGUUCAAGGAACCACUGCAGUCAGCCACCCACAUUCCCAUGAAUCUGGUCACCAUGAUGCCGGAGAUUCUCCGAUUCGUGCAACUCGAAGUUGACAAGCAUCCAUCGUUACACGAGUUCCAGGACAGGAUUCUUGCCAAGACCCAGGAUCAUGCCCAAGGCAUGUUUUUGUGGGCGCGCCUGAUGUUGGACUAUCUUAAACGAGCUCCCACACGUAACGAACGCCUGAGACGCCUGAAAAAAUUCCCCCAAGGACUCACACCGGUUUAUCAACAGUUGCAGCGUGAAACCGGAGAACAGUUGGACUCCACUGAGUUGCUCCUGAGACACGAGCUUUUUCUCACCCUUGCGGCUUCCGUGCGACCCCUCCAACUCGCCGAAGUUUCCGAAGUCAUCGCUCUGCAGGUUGGGAAGCCUCAGGUUGAUGAAUACGACCGCCUUGAUGAUACGCAAGAUACUCUACAUUCCCUCUGCUGGCCGUUCAUAUCCUUUUCUGACGACCGGGUCAAAUUGAUGCACGAGUCGGUGAGAGAAUAUCUCUACGAACCAAUGCCUUCAGAUCUUGAUCACCCUGAGAACAAAUAUCUCAUCCAUUUCACCCGUCAGGCUUCUGAUGCCUACCUCGCAGCUAAAUGUCUGACAGAGCUCAAUCUGGAAAAAUACAAGUCUCGAUCGAAGAUAGUGGAACUUGUCCGUGGCCACAUCUACCCGGAUGCUCCAAAAGUCCAGGAUGUCAGUGGCCUCAUCAUCGACGACGUUUUUUACGAGUACGCGGCCUUGAAUUGGCACAAACAUCUCACCGCUGUCGACGAUCCCGAAGACGCACUUAUGCAACAACUCGAGGACUUCAUUCAAGGCCCACAAUUCAUCACUUGGGCAGAAACAAUGUUUCUCUUGAAGGACAAACUGGACUCGGGAUCCGUGGUCGAUGCUCGGGCUGCGUUGAAAAGGUGGCUCGAGACGCUUCCGCCCGCUUCUCGAGAACAAGUCCACCUGGAAGCAUUUUUUCAAGUUCCGUACAAAUCGGUGUCUUCCGAGUACCCCAAGACCGACCUCAACCGCUACUUGAUCUUGUCACCCCUUGCCGACUACUAUAAUUGGGGUUCGCAGUCUGAUGAUGACUACAAGCUCUCAUACGAGUACCACACCGUCAUUGCAGAAGGCUACGAGCGGAUCCUUGGCAUGAGAGUCCCAUUGACUUUGAGGGGCUGGACCAACGUUGGUAUCGACAAUAUCCUUCAGGGCUUGUACCACCUUGCUGAGGAUCUUCAUGCCCAUGUUGGGCGAAUUCAGCGAGAAGUACUCGGUCUCGACAAUCCAGAUACCUGGAUCAGUCGUGAACAUGAGGGAUUGGCCAUGCACUACCAAACCAAAUUCAGUGAAGCGGUGCAGGCACUCUCAGAAGCAUCAGAAUACCUUGAUCGAACAGCUGGGCCAUCGGCCAAGUACUCAUUGUUUUGUAAACUCUAUCUUGGCUACGCACUUGAUCAGAGCAAAAAGUAUGAGACAUCGCAUUCCCUGUUUGAGGAUGCGUGGAAAGUCUGGGACUCGAUUAUGGGUCCAGAUCAUCCGGCGACACAAAUGACCCGCGCGUUCCUGGGAAUAGCUUGCCACAAACUUGACAGACUACAAGACGCAUUGGGGCAUUUGAUUCCCGUCUUUGACUCCAGGGUUCAGACAAUCGGAUUGCGCAUGCCUCAUGCUUUUGACACUGGAGUGGCCCUGGUCUAUCUCUACAGGGACAUGAACCUGCCCGAUCAGGCAUUGGCUCGAUUUGAUUUGAUGACCCAGCCUGAUUUUCUUGAUUUUCAAAGCUUUGAAAGACAUUGUCAAGCAUCCCAUGUUCGAGCACUUCUUCAUACGGACGAGGAGGAGUUCGAUGAUGCGGAGCAAAUACUCAUCAAGAUCCUAGACGAGGCAGGGAACCGGCCAGAGCCUGAUCGAGACAAUCGCGAAACGUUUUGGAUCCGCUUGCUGCUUGCAAAUGUGCAGCGGCGGCUGGGACGUCCGGAGAAACAUGUUCUUCAGCUUUUUGAAGGAAUCACCCGCUCCUCAGCACAGGGUACUGGCAUUGCUCAAGAUACUACAUCACAGCUGGAGAUUACGGAAAAGGCCUUGCGUCUCACGAAGAAGGCGGACCUUGUGUCGGCUAUCGAGUUGUUGCAAAGUAAUAAUCUGACCUGGAACCGUCCAGAGUCAUUCUGGAUCACAACUGGAGGUCCAGUCUACGACACGGCAUGGGCGAGUGUGGAAAGGUUCCAGGUCAGCCAGGCCUGA